Molecule: messenger RNA, 8467 nt
Organism: Microtus oregoni (creeping vole)
Lineage: Eukaryota; Metazoa; Chordata; Mammalia; Rodentia; Cricetidae
Product: protein Shroom4-like
Exons: 8
Coding region: 37-4398 (1453 amino acids)
Biological process (GO): actin filament organization
Cellular component (GO): apical plasma membrane; cortical actin cytoskeleton; adherens junction
Molecular function (GO): actin filament binding
Source: RefSeq, a predicted model, not a curated record
AUUGAAGAUGGAGGCAAAGCAGCCUUGUCCCAGAAGAUGCGGACUGGUGAUGAGCUGGUGAAUAUCAAUGGCACUCCAUUGUAUGGCUCCCGCCAAGAGGCCCUCAUCCUUAUCAAAGGCUCCUUCAGGAUCCUCAAGCUGAUUGUCAGGAGGAGAAACAUCCCCGUCAGUAGGCCGCACUCAUGGCAUGUGGCCAAGCUAUUGGAGGGGUGCCCUGAAGCGGCUACCACCAUGCAUUUCCCUUCUGAAGCCUUCAGCUUGUCUUGGCAUUCUGGUUGCAACACAAGUGACGUGUGUGUGCAGUGGUGCCCCCUCUCCCGGCACUGCAGCACUGAGAAAAGCAGCUCAAUCGGCAGCAUGGAGAGCCUAGAACAGCCAGGCCAAGCUACCUACGAGGGUCACCUCUUGCCUAUCGACCAGAACAUGUACCCCAGUCAGCGUGACUCGGCCUACAGUUCCUUCUCAGCUAGCUCAAAUGCCUCUGACUGUGCCCUUUCCCUUAGGCCAGAGGAACCACCCGCCACAGACUGUGUCAUGCCAGGCCCAGGGCCAACUAAAGCCACCGAUGGCCGAGCUAAUGCAUGUGAGACCUCAGAAAGUAGCCACAGUACUAGUGGGGACCGUGGGACCUCCACUUCCCAAGAGUCAUCCUGUCCAGAGGAGGGUCAACACUCAGGACCUGCCAAGAUGGUACAAGGUCCACCAGAGCCUCCUGUGAGGCGGGACAGCCUUCGGGCCUCUAGAGCUCAGCUCCUCAAUGGAGAGCAGCGCCGUGCGUCUGAACCUAUGGACUCCUUGCAACAGAAGGAGAAACAAGGCUUAGAGACACUGCUGCCUCCAAGGAGCCCUAACCAAUUCUGCUGCGUAAGUGGGCAAGACCAAGUGACAGGCGAGGGCCACCAGAACUGUGAGCUCAGCCAGCCUUCUGAAUCCAGCCAGGAGGACUCUGAGCAUCUACUGAUAGAGGGCUCCUCCAAAGCGCUUGAUUCCCCAAAAACCCAUGACAAGGGUUCUAGCAGAGAGUUCAGCCUGCUCAAGGAGGCUUCAGCAGAUUUGGCUAACCCUUUGUCCUUUGGUGCCAUCUCACACCUCCGAGGAAGCACAGAGCAUCGCCAUAGUGCUCCGGAACAGCUGCUGGCGUCCCAGUUGCAGCGCAUGCGCGUGGAUUCCAGAGGUGGCAAGGGGAUGGAGUUGCCAGCUGGGCAGGAUGGGCACCAGUGGACGGUGUCCCCUUUGCACAACAACCCUAAGGGAAAGAAAAGUCUAGGUCUCCCUACAGGAGACCCUCAGGACCAGCCUAUCAAAGAAAGGAAGGCCAGGCCCAUAGAUGAUAAGGCGAUGGGUCCCGUGUACCAGAGCCAAAGUGGUUCCCCACUUGGAGAGGUCAAUGGACCCCUGCCAGAACGAACUUACUUAGACCCAAACCGAGCAAGCAGAGCAGGCAGUGACUUGGCUAGCCAGCAGCCCUCUGCCACUUGCUCCCCUAUUCAACAAGCCAGAGACGUCUUUUCAACCUCUAAAGUGGCUGGUCAUGCAGAAGCAACUGAAGAAGGUGACAGUGAACCCAAGGAAGGUGGCCGAUUAGGUGGCAGAAGGAGUGGAGGUCCCCGGGGCCGCUCCAUCCAAAACCGGCGGAAGAGCGAGAGGUUUGCUACCAAUCUUCGUAAUGAAAUUCAGAGGAGGAAAGCCCAGCUCCAGAAAAGUAAGGGUCCAUUGUCACAGUUGUGUGACACUAAGGAGCCAGUUCAAGAGACCCAAGAGCCUCCAGAAAGCCCCCCACUCCCUGCUUCUAACUCGGCUCUCCUGUCUUCAUAUAAAGAAGUCCCUAGCCCGGGAGACAAGCUCUUCAAUAAAAGCAUGAUUCUCAGGGCUAGGUCUUCAGAAUGCCUCAGCCAAGGCUCAGAGAGCUCCAAAGCUAGAGUAGGCUUAGAGGGAAGGCUAAGCCCUGGCCAGAGGUCCGGCCAGUCUUCUUUGAGCCUGAACACCUGGUGGAAGGCAUCUGACUCACCCUCCUUAGACACUGACAAAGCAAAUGCUCCCCCUGGGGUCUGUGGAGGUCAAUGGAGAUGGUCGCCAGAAUAUAACCCACAGGCUCAUGUGCCACUAUCCACAGAAGGUCCUUCCAGCCCAGAUGACAGCAAGGAACUGAAGGCAUCUACUGCUCAAGCUGGGGAAGAAGCCAUUCUCUUGCCGUUUGCAGACAGAAGAAAGUUCUUUGAAGAGAGCAGUAAAUCCUUGUCUACAUCUCAUUUGCCAGGCUUAACCACUCAUAGCAACAAGCCUUUUACCCAGAGACCAAAGCCUAUCGACCAAAACUUCCAGUCAGUGAGCUAUAGGGAAUUGAGAUGCCAUCCCCUGGACCAAUCAUAUCAUUCCACAGACCAACCAUACCAUGCCACAGACCAAUCAUAUCAUUCCAUGUCACCACUUCAGUCAGAAACUCCCACUUACCCAGAAUGCUUUGCUACCAAAGGCCUAGAAAAUUCCCUGUGCUGUAAGCCACUGCACUGUGGGGAUUUCGAUUACCACAGGACCUGUUCCUAUUCCUGCAGUGCUCAGGGAACUGUAAUGCAUGAUCCUUGCAUUUAUUGUUCUGGAGAAAUCUGCCCUGCAUUGCUAAAGAGAAAUUUGUUGCCAAAUUGCCUCAAUUGUAGAUGUCACCACCACCAAUGCAUUCGAUGUACAGCUUGCUAUCAUAAUCCUCAGCAUGGUGCCCUUGAGGACAGCAGCCUGGCAUCUGGCAGUGCUUGGAAAUCCAGGAAGUCAGCAAUACAGGAAUUUCCUGGGGACAAGUGGAAGCCAAUAACCAGCAACAGGAAAACUAGCCAUUCAGGGAGGGAAAUGGCUCAUUCUAAGGCCAGCUUUUCAUGGUCUACUCCCUUCCACCCUUGCCUUGAAAACCCAGCACUGGACUUGUCAAACUACCAAGCAAUCUCAUCUCUUGACCUCCUUGGAGACUUCAAACUCGCCUUGAACAAAGCAGAGGAAUCUUCAGUUUAUGAAGAUGGGAGUUCUGUUGCCUCCAUUCCCCGCCCACUGCGAAACCGAGCCUUUUCAGAGAGUCACAUCAGCUUGGAACCUCCAAACCCCCGGGCCUGGGGCAUGCCUCAGAGGGAGCCAUUUACUAAAGGCAGUGAGACUCAGCCAGAACUCCUUGGGGCCCGAAAGAAGGCUUUCCCUCCCCCUCGCCCUCCUCCUCCCAACUGGGAAAAAUAUAGGCUUUUCCGUGCAGCCCAGCAGCAGCAGAAACAGCAGCAGCAACAACAACAGCAGCAGCAACAGCAACAACAACAGCAGCAGCAACAGCAACAGCAGCAGCAGCAGAGGUGUGAUGAGGAAGUAGAUGAGAAGAAGGAGCAAGAGCAGGAGGAGGAGGGACGGAAAGAAGAGGACCUACCACCCCAGUAUUUUAGUUCCGAAACCACUGGUUCCCAUGCCCCUAAUCCAGAUGAGGGCCUGGAACAGCCACAACCCCUGAAGGUGGGCCACCUGGAGGCCUCAAGGCAGUCCUCACAGAGUCUCCCAGAGCAAGAGGUCUUUGCUCGUCAUCCCAGUGAUUUUGUGCCUCCUGUAAGGGGCCACACUGGAGCCCAGCCUGAGAAAGCUCAACCUCCUUGCUAUUAUGGCGCUCGUGGAUUGUGGAGGACAACUGAGCAGGAAGCCACUGUGACCCCAAAACAAGAGUUUCAGCACCUCUCACCUCCUCCAGGGGGCCCAGGAAUCUCUACCUCUUACUCAGCAUAUUAUAAUAUCUCUGUGGCCAAGGCAGAACUGCUGAAUAAAUUAAAAGAGCAGCCCGAGAUGGCAGAGGCAGGCCUGGGAGAGGAGGGAGUUGACUAUGAACUGGCUCAAAAAAAGAUUCAGCUCAUUGAAAGCAUUGGCCGGAAACUUUCUGUCCUGCGGGAGGCCCAACGAGGGCUCCAGGAUGAUAUCAAUGCCAAUUCUGCCCUUGGAGAAGAGGUAGAGGCCAACUUAAAAGCUGUCUGCAAAUCCAAUGAGUUUGAAAAGUAUCAUUUGUUUAUUGGGGACCUGGACAAAGUGGUCAACCUGUUGCUGUCACUCUCUGGACGACUGGCCCGGGUAGAGAAUGCUCUCAACAGCAUCGAUUCAGAGACCAGCCAGGAGAAGUUGGUGCUGAUAGAGAAGAAGCAGCAGCUGACAAGCCAGCUGGCAGAUGCCAAGGAGCUGAAGGAGCACGUGGACCGCCGGGAGAAGCUGGUGUUCGGCAUGGUCUCCCGAUACCUGCCUCAGGACCAGCUCCAAGAUUACCAGCACUUUGUGAAGAUGAAGUCUGCACUCAUCAUUGAACAGAGAGAGCUGGAGGAGAAGAUUAAACUUGGGGAAGAGCAACUUAAAUGCCUCAAAGAGAGCCUGAACUUGGGGCCCAACAAUUUCUAAUUCUGCGGGUGCCCCUGCACCCCUGCCCAGCUGCAGGGGAAAGUGCUUUCAGUCUCCAGUAGCAGGUGCACUAGCCAAGUAUAUAGAAAGUACUUAGCAGAUGGUUUCAGCCAUCCCCCAAAGAGAGCCUGGGACGGCCCCAGGGCUGCAGCAAGGUGUGGUUGUAUUACCAUGCUCUUUCCCAGUGAGUGGGAGCCCUUCGCUGCCCAUUGAACCAUUAAAGUGCCUUCAUCUCUGUACUAGGACACCAAAGACGUCACAGACUCAGUCCUCUCCCUUGCCACAUACCCUCUUCAUGGUCAGUGCAAAUCUGCCUUGCAAUGUCCCCCUUCCCUAGGGCUAGUGACCUAGCUUAGCUAUUGUCCACAGAUUUGCUUGAGUUGAAUGCAUUCACCUAACACCAGCUUCAGGCCCUCUCCCAAAAUUGGCAGCAGGAGGCACAGAAGGAGAGAUUGCACAUAAGGGGAGCAAAUGUUGGGUAUACCCAUGUAUUCAUCCUCCCUUCCAGUAAAACCCAGGUUUCAACAAAGUACUUCCAUGUCUACCCUCCCCAACAGCUUGACAGUUGACAGUUGACAGUGUUGUUGCUAUGGCCUUCCUGCUACUUCGUUUCUUGCCCUGAAUCUCCAGGAGUCAUGUGCCAGGACUUGACUCUCUUCUUCUCUAAUAUUUCUAUUGCAACUGACUUCUGGAUAGAACUUCAGUAUUGAGGAAGAGGGUUCUUAUUAUAUUUCAAAUGGUCUUUGAUUUUAUUUAUUUUUAUGUUAUCUUUUUUCCUCUUUCACAAGGCAAGAAGAGAUGCAUUAGAGAGGGGGAGGUUAGCCAGAAGGAAAACCUUUUCUGUAGAUAAGCCUGAGUCCACCCUGGCUAAGUAAUCAAGUGUCCAGACAUUGAAUUCUUCCUACCAUAGCUUCAAGUGUCCAAGAAAGUUCUCCCCUUGAACUCACAGCUUCCCCACCAUAGCUUGGCUGUGUGCUUACUUGCGGUCUAGAUGGUCAUAGCAUUCCUGAACAGAGUUCAUUCAAUGAUUUCUAACUGCCUUUUGAAGCCAGAGUACUCUCCUAAGACUGAACAAUGCAGGACGCAUGAAUGCGUGAGAGUAAGUGUGGACGGCACUCUUUCAACAACUGCUUUUUCAGUGCUGAGCCUCAAGCAAGCAAAUCUGUGAGAGUUUUCAGCCAGGGCCAGGCUCCAGAGAAAAUUAUGAUCCAUCCAGGAUCUAGACAUACAGUAUCCCUCCUUAUCUUCUGGGCCUGUGUGCUAAAGCAUCCUCUCUGGUGGACGCCUGAAAUCUUGGCUAGUUCCAAACCCUGUAUUUACCACAAUUGUUAAUCUCGUCACUGAGGGGACUAAGUGACUGAAGAGAGGUAGCCUAUAUAGCAUGGAUACACUGGAUAAAUAAAUGAUUCAUGAUCCAUGUGGAAUGGAGCAAAAUCCUGUCACACUACUCAGAAUGGCACAUAAUUUAAAAUUAAUCAGUUUAACUCUAUGAUAUUACAUGUAAUAUCGUCAAACUGUGGUUGAUCAUGAAAACUGAAAGAAUGGAAGGUAAAACCACAGACUAAUGUACAAAGAACUGAAACUGUUGCUUUUGCCAAGACCUGCCAUUGGUAGCCAGCUUCUGUCCUGGAAAGGCAUUCAGGAGGACAAUAGCAAGAGGGGAAUCACUACCAAACUGCCUUUUUAUUUAGCUCAGUCUUCUGUUCCUUACUAACUGGGUACAGUCCUUGAUGUUAUCCCUAACAAUACAACAGAAGCCCCAAACCACCCAGCCCAGGCAUCACCACAUCACUGCUGAGUUCCUCAGGGUCCUCGGAGGUUCAUUGUAGCUGUAAUGUUACCUCAUUCAACCAAAGAAUUUGCCACGGAACUUCACUGCUGCUACAAAUACUGGCCACUUCUUCCAUUAUCUCCACGCUGUGUCUGAUAGCUUUGGGAGAAUCUUGGCCUGCAGGGUAUUCUAAGGGGUAGCAACCUUUUCUGUGGUUUGCCGGGUAUGCUUUUGUUUCUUAGUACUGCUGCCUCUACAAUAACCACUGUUGCUAUAUCAGUACCGCCAUUCUCCCCUCAAGUGAAAGAUUACAAACUGUUUAAAGCAUAACCCCCAAAUCUAUACUGAGCAUGAAGCUCUGUAGCCGCUAUUCUGUGCUAUGCUGUGCAGCACUGUGCUGUGGUGUGAUGUGAAGUGCUGUACAAAGCUGUGCAGUGCUGCGCUGUGGAGUGCAGUGCUGUGAUGUGAUGUGAUGUGCAGUGGGGUGGCAUGAUGUGAAGUGCUGUGCAGUGCUGUGAUGUGAAGCGCUAUGCAGUGCUGUCACGUGAAGUGCUGUGGUGUGAAGUGCUGUCCUCUGCAGUGCUGUGAUGUGAAGUGCAGUGGGGUGGCUUGAUGUGAAGCGCUAUGCAGUGCUGUGCAGUGCUGUAGUAUGAUGUGAAGUGCUAUGCAGUGCUGUCACGUGAAGUGCUGUGGUGUGAAGUGCUGUCCUCUGCAGUGCUGUGGUGUGAGGGAAUGGCUAUGUAGUGCAGUGCUGUGCUGUUCUAGCCUGUUCUAUUCAGGAUGGCUGAGUACUUACCCAAAGGGAAAUUGGGAGAGGUGAGGAGAUGCUUUGAAUAGAGGCCACACUUACCUUGCCUUCUUUUAAUAAUGGGCCCUAGGACAAUCGAUAAAACAGUUCAGAUGUCUUAUCCGAGGAUGAUGAGAGUUAUGUGUUGUAUCAUUCGAAGAUGUAUGAGAGUUAUGUGUUUUAUCUUUUGAAGAUUGUUUGGCUAUAGUAGAACCAGGAGCAGUCACUGUGCUUGAUAUCAUGGCCAUAGGCUGGGUAUUUUUAGCCUUUGUUAUGUUUCUUAUACCUUAAGUAUAUGAUACCAAAAAUACUAUUAACUGUGGUUUGUGUGUGUUUGUUGUUUUAGCAUUGUUGGAAGUGGGAUCCAGGGCCUUGUGUAUACUGGACAAGUGCUAUAUCACUGGACUACAGCCAAAGCCUUAACUUUCAUUUUUGUCAUUCGUCUCACCUCAAGAGUUUGUAGAGUCGGAUUCAUAAUACAAGGCUGAGUUUCCAAAGUAUUUGAAAGAUAACCUCAAAAAUAAGCUGAGUAGCAAAGUUCAAUCAACUGACACUGGCAUGCCCUCCUCUUCUGCUGUGGCGCUCCACAGUGAGGAACAUUGCUGCAAAGUGCCAGUGCUACUUGGCAUGGGAUAGCUCUCUCUGGUCUUGGUUUCUAGGAUCAGCCAUCCUCCAAGGCCCCUGAGGAGAUAGCGGCAUGAAAGUAGGUCAUAAGAUUGGCAACACCCACCCAAAGGUUACUGGUAUUUCGUUCUUUCCCUUCAAAUAACUUACAUAAACCUCACUGGAUAAUAGAAAAGCAAGGUGAUGGAUAGAAGAGAGCCAUUGCAAGAUCGCUGUCAUCCACCCAUUCUCCCCCCAUCCCCCGGCUCUAGAUAACAGAUGCUCCUCAAGUCAAAUGAUUGAAGACUCAGUCAAGAUAUAAAUUAAAUACCCAAGUAGACUCUUAGAGGACUCUUAGAGGAUGAGACAGCUAUACUGGAAUUAAAGCCCUAAAAAGGGAGCAAUUGGAUGCAUAGGAAAGGAAAGAGAGUAAAAACAUAAAAAGCCUCUUUUGAGACUGGGUUCAUAGUUCUGUUUGCCACUUAACUUCGUGUGCCAAAAAAGAUGUGUAAGGGGUACCAGAACUCCAUCUUCAACUCUAGCCUUCCCCGAGGGUGCUGCUUUUCUAGUAGCAAACCUCAAAUGGAAGAAGUUGGGUAUACUUCUGGCUACUUCUACCCAUGUGGAACUUGGCAACUCCCUCUCAUUGCCAAUAAUAAUUCUGUGGCAGAAUAUGGUAUUAUUUGAAGAUUAAAUUCUUAGAAGGGGUGGGGCAUGGGGCAGUGUAUAUAGAUAAAGAAUCAGUGUUUGCUGUACAAUUUCGGGGAGUUGUCGAUCCCAUGCAAUGCUAUUAUUUUUCUGACUCUUACUGUUUGUGUGUUUGUGUCCUCCACCAUUCCCCUCUUGGCUGACAUUGAUAUGCCUGCCAUAUUGUCAUCAAGGGUCAUACUUCAAUAAAAGGUGCUAAG